AUGCUAGACUUUCUCGACAAUGUCCUUCCAGCUGAGAUGCCUCGUCACCACCGAAUAGGGGGUAUACAGAGUCGAGAAGAGCUUAUGGGGGAUGUUGUAAGUGGGAUGAGGGAAUCUACCAUGUCUGUUCGGGUGAUGCCGUACGUCUUAAGCAGAAUAAACUGGAAGGAUCCAGCGAACGACCCAAUCUUCCAGCAGUUUAUUCCCUUGGGGUCUAUAAUGAUGAAAGACCAUCCCGCACUUAAGCUUGACUCCUUGAACGAGCAGAAAGACUCUCCAGUUCCUGCUGUCGUACAUCGCUAUCCCGACAAAGCGCUACUACUCCCAACCUCGGUCUGCCCAACCUAUUGCCUCUAUUGCACCAGAUCCUACGGCAUCGGCGCCGACACCGAGCUAGUAACCAAGGAGUCCUUCCGGACCACGCGCGACAGACUCACUAGAGCCUUCGACUACAUCGAGAGCCAAGAAGGCCUCCACGACAUCGUCGUCUCCGGCGGCGACGCUUUCUACCUGGCCCCGCACAUCCUCGAGUGGAUCGGCGACCGGCUCAUCGGCAUGAAGAACAUCGAGCGGUUCCGCAUCGCGUCGAAGGGCUUAGCCGUGUCGCCGCAUAGGUUCCUCGAUACGGAGGACCCGUGGACGGAUACCCUGAUCCGCGUCUCGGAUAAGGCGCGCCAGGCUGGAAAGCAUAUGGCGCUGCAUACCCAUUUCAACCAUUCGAAUGAGAUUUCGUGGGUCACGGAACGGGCUAGUUUGAGGCUGAUGCAGAAGGGUAUGACGGUGCGGAAUCAGACGGUGCUGCUUAGGGGAGUUAAUGAUAGUGUUGAGGUUAUGGGGACGCUUGUUAAGAGGUUGGCGAGGAUGGGAAUUCAGCCGUACUACGUCUACCAAUGCGACAUGGUGAAGAAAAUCGAGCACCUGCGCACGCCGCUACAGACGAUCCUGGACAUCGAGUCGGCGAUCCAGGGCACGGUGGCCGGAUUCUACAUCCCCAGGUUCGUCGUCGACUUGCCCGAGGGCGGCGGCAAGAGGCCUGCUGCGCUCCGCGAGUCGUACGAUCGAACGACGGGGGUGUCGACUUUUACGCAGCCGUCGCUGACGAGGGGGGAGAAGGAGGGGAAGGUGUAUAGGUAUUAUGAUCCGUUGGAUACGUUGGUGGCUGCGUAG
This is a messenger RNA of Daldinia childiae, 1167 nucleotides long. Its product is annotated as L-lysine 2,3-aminomutase. Bases 1 to 1167 code for a protein of 388 amino acids. Gene Ontology annotation, molecular function: iron-sulfur cluster binding; catalytic activity. NCBI's taxonomy places the organism in Eukaryota, Fungi, Ascomycota, Sordariomycetes, Xylariales, Hypoxylaceae. The record is from RefSeq and is a predicted model, not a curated record. The transcript has 4 exons.